Molecule: messenger RNA, 2211 nt
Organism: Arabidopsis arenosa
Lineage: Eukaryota; Viridiplantae; Streptophyta; Magnoliopsida; Brassicales; Brassicaceae
Source: the annotation of a GenBank genome assembly
AAACUUAGCUCUCGUUUACAACAUUUUCCUCCUCGGUCUCGGCAUGGACUUGAGGAUGAUAAAGAUCAAAGACACCAAACCAGUGAUCAUAGCCAUUGUUGGCCUCCUUGUGGCUUUACUUUCCGGUACUGGCUUUUACUACCUUCCGGGUAACGGAGACUCCGACAAAAUUCUAGCAGGUUGUGUUUACUGGUCGAUCGCAUUUGGCUGUACAAAUUUCCCCGAUCUUGCUAGGAUUCUUGCGGAUCUCAAGCUCUUGCGUUCGGAUAUGGGACAUACCGCAAUGUGUGCAGCCAUUAUUACUGAUUUGUGCACUUGGAUCCUCUUCAUUUUGGGAAUGGCGAGUUUUUCCAAAGCUGGUCUACGGAACGAAAUGCUGCCAUACUCAUUAGUAUCAACCACAGCUUUUAUCAUUCUCUGCUACUUUGUGAUCCAUCCUGGAGUGGCUUGGGCCUUCAACAACACCGUCAAAGGAGGUCAAGUAGGAGAAACUCACGUAUGGUUCACUCUCGCCGGAGUCCUUAUUUGUAGCUUAAUCACCGAAGUAUGUGGUGUUCACUCAAUUACCGGAGCAUUCUUGUUCGGUCUCUCGAUCCCUCACGACCACAUCAUUCGAAAAAUGAUCGAAGAGAAGCUCCAUGAUUUCCUCUCCGGAAUACUAAUGCCUCUUUUCUACAUCAUUUGCGGUUUAAGAGCUGAUAUUGGUUACAUGUCCAAGUUCGUGAGCGUUGGAAUGAUGGCGUUUGUGAUUUCUGCGUCAAUUAUGGUGAAGAUUUUGUCAACGAUUUUUUGCUCCAUCUUCUUGCGUAUGCCUUUGCGUGAUGGUUUCGCCAUUGGUGCACUUAUGAACACCAAGGGAACUAUGGCAUUAGUCAUUCUUAAUGCAGGAAGAGACUCCAAGGCAUUGGACGUUAUUAUGUACACUCAUAUGACGUUGGCGUUUCUAGUGAUGUCAAUGGUGGUGCAGCCACUACUGACCUUUACUUACAAACCAAAGAAGAAGUUGAUUUUCUAUAAAAACCGAACCAUUCAAAAACACAAAGGAGAGUCAGAGCUUUCUGUAUUGACAUGCGUCCAUGUCCUCCCUAACGUCUCUGGCAUAACCAAUCUAUUACAACUCUCUAACCCGACCAAGAAAUAUCCUCUUAACGUUUUUGCCAUCCACCUGGUCGAGCUAACGGGUCGCACCACGGCUUCGUUGCUCAUUAUGAACGAUGAGGCCAAACCAAAAGCUAACUUUGCUGACCGAGUUAGAGCGGAAUCUGACCAGAUCGCUGAGAUGUUCACAGCUCUGGAAGUGAACAACGAUGGGAUUCUGGUUCAGACCAUCACCGCCGUUUCACCUUACGCGACGAUGCACGAAGAUAUUUGUUCGCUGGCCGAGGAUAAACAAGCCAGCUUCAUUUUAUUGCCUUACCAUAAGAAUAUGACGUCAGACGGUCGGUUAAAUGAAGGAAACGCGGUGCAUGCUGAAAUCAACCAAAACGUUUUGAGCCACGCGCCUUGUUCGGUUGGGAUUUUGGUUGACCGUGGCAUGACGACUGUCCGGUUUGAAUCUUUUUUGUUCCAAGGCGAAACCACAAAGAAAGAAAUCGCAAUGCUAUUUGCUGGAGGUCGAGACGACCGGGAGGCUUUGGCUUACGCUUGGAGGAUGGUGGGACAAGAAAUGGUUCAACUCACGGUUGUGAGAUUCGUCCCAAGCCGGGAAGCUCUAGUCUCGGCCAAAGCCGCGGUGGAGUACGAGAAGGAUAAACAUGCCGACGAAGAAUGCAUCUACGAGUUUAAUUUCAAGACUAUGAAUGAUUCGUCAGUGACUUAUAUAGAGAAAGUGGUUAACGAUGGCCAAGAUACGGUCACAGCGAUUUUAGAAUUGGAAGAGAACAAUUCUUACGAUCUUUAUAUUGUAGGAAGAGGCUAUCAAGUAGAAACACCUGUGACCGCAGGAUUGACAGAUUGGAGUAGUACUCCGGAUUUAGGGACUAUAGGCGAUACAUUAAUUUCAUCAAACUUCACAAUGCAAGCUUCGGUUCUUGUGGUCCAACAAUACUCAUCUGCUAACAGGCAAACCGCAGGUAACAACAAUCAAGAACCUGUCCAAGGUGGAGCCAAGACCGCUCAUGAGGCUAAGCCUUUUAUGGAAGACGAGGAUGAUGAAGAAGAACAUAAGUAUGAUAUCAGAAUGCGCAAAUGACAAGUGUUUUUCUUAUUCCA